Messenger RNA from Nerophis ophidion (straightnose pipefish), 6185 nucleotides. It is a transcript of the gene cdkn1d, whose product is annotated as cyclin-dependent kinase inhibitor 1D. The transcript has 3 exons. The coding region runs from base 318 to 812 and encodes 164 amino acids. Gene Ontology annotation, molecular function: cyclin-dependent protein serine/threonine kinase inhibitor activity. NCBI's taxonomy places the organism in Eukaryota, Metazoa, Chordata, Actinopteri, Syngnathiformes, Syngnathidae. Gene Ontology annotation, cellular component: nucleus. Gene Ontology annotation, biological process: signal transduction by p53 class mediator; regulation of mitotic cell cycle. The record is from RefSeq and is a predicted model, not a curated record.
AAGUCAGGUUGCGUUUAGGGGCAUUAGGGUCUUUUCAGCGUUAUCUACCGUCAAGCCAUACAAUGACUGGUUUGAUGGCAACCACGUGACUGACGUCGCUUGUGGGACGACCCUAAGCAUUAAACCACGCCAUACGCUCCUCAAGUUUAUAACAAACAAGUGCAAAGGACGGGAACACGCUUACGCGAGUUGUACCUUCCGCAGUUCGACGCGACAUUGUUUUGUCCGAGGCUGUCACGAACGCAUCUCUUUCCUCUCGGCCGGUGCUUGCAAAAACAAAGUCCGGAAUUUUGACAACUUUCUGACGCGUAUGGGACAUGGUGAUGGACACGUCAACAUCCACGGACUCGGAGACGGCGUGCCGAGGGGCCAUCGAGGCCCUGUCGUUAAAGGUGGGCCCGGUGCGGAGGAACCUCUUCGGCCCCGUGGACCACCAGGAGCUGCGCCAGGACUUCCAGCGUCUCCUCCACUUGGGCGUGGACGCGGCCAACAAGCGGUGGAACUACGACUUCCGCAGCGACGUUCCGUUGCCGGGCUCCGACGUGCAGUGGGAGGAGCUUAAGUGCCAGGAUGUGCCGAGAUUUUACCGCAGCUGCACGGUGAGGCCGGCGGCGGCGAAGAGGCGCUUCUCGGCGUCGCCGGGCGACAGCUCCGCAGAGUCCAGCAGCUCUUCCGGAUCCGGGGACGAGUACCUGGAGGCGACCAUGAGGCAGCGCUGCAGGUUGCGGAAACGCAAACAGUUGACCAUCAUGGAUUUCUUCAAGGUGAAGAAGAGGAAGCUUCUACAUUACAAAGCCAUGACUCGGCAGUAGGAGCACCUCAGAUAUGUUUCAUAUCCAUGUACAUAUGUAGCAUCUGGCAACACAACUUUAUUAGCACAACAAAGCUACCAGUUUUAUUUUUAGUCCAACCACACGGUUCUAAAUGAUAUGUAUAUAUAUGUAUAUAUGUACAUUGUACAUACUGUUUUCUUCAGUUUUUUUAUACUGUGAAAUUGUAUUGUGUGCACUCUGACAGUCCCGCGCCGUGGAUAGUUUUUGUCAAGGCGGUGACCACACUCGUCACCUAUUUGUUAUGCUGAAAGUCCGAACUAUUCUUGGCCUCUGACGGUGCUAUGAGACAGGGGGUCAAAACCUCGCCCGGGGUUCAAAUUUGGCGGCAUGCUAGCGAUUAGCUCCAGGUUAAGGGUCAACGGUGGAGGGUCAGCGUAGUCAGCCACUAUCGUGCUGAUAACCAGGAUUAUUAUCUAUUUAUGUAUUCACAAUGCUAGCCCGUCCUCAAAAAUAAGACACAUAUAUUAUAUAUAUAUAUAUAUAUACAGUAUAUAUAUUGUAGAUUCCUAAAGUAGCCUUAAGCUUGACGCUCCUCUACUAUCACAUUCACUCCGCUUGCUGCGGCAACAACAAAACAAAACUCCAGACGUUCUUCUUGGUUUGUAUGGUUUACUUGUGAUCAUAAUAAUUCAAAACAUAAAACAGUCACGAUGCGGGAACAAAUGAAUGACAAAAUCAAGAGAGUUUGUUGCAGUACGAGUUAGAAAAAGUAUGAAUGAGGUCAAAAAAACUGUGUGGCUCUAAUCCACCGCACCUGACUGCCAUUACCCAUGACACCUUGCUUCCAAAAACCACUUUACCACACAGAUCCUUCCGCCAUACCUGUAUAUGCACUUAAAACAGUUACGUCAUCAAAUCAUUUUGACAAAUGUAAUAAUUACAACUAAAGUGAGCUUUAUAUAAUUACUCUAAGCUUUCAAUAUAUAAAUUUUCUUAUCAUGCAAAUAAAGUAAAUAGUCCCCUUUUGGCUGAAUAAACAUAAAGCACCUUCCAUAAAAUGUAAAUUAACUUAAACAGCAUUUAAGCUCCUACAUAUAUAUAUAUAUAUAAAUCUCCUGAUGAUUGAGGGAAACCCUCAUGAAACAGUUCUGUAGAGAUGAAGUAGUCCUGUGAUUUUUCCCACACAUACAUACAUAUUAUAUAUAUAUAAAUAUAUAUUAGGGAUGUGGGAAAAAAUAGAUUUGAAUUAAAUAAAUUCUCAAUUAAAAAUAAAAAAUUGAUUUUUUUUUUUAAAUCAAUCCAACAAACCACUACACAGCAAUACCAUAACAAUGCAAUCCAAUUCCAAAACCAAACCUGACCCAGCAACACUCAGAACUGCAAUAAACAGAGCAAUUGAGAGGAGACACAAACACGACACAGAACAAACCAAAAGUAGUGAAACAAAAAUGAAUAUUAUCAACAACAGUAUCAAUAUUAGUUAUAAUUUCAGCAUAGCAGUGAUUAAAAAUCCUUCAUUGACAUUAUCAUUAGACAUUUAUAAAAAUAAUAAAAAAGAACAAUAGUGUGACAGUGGCUUACACUUGCAUGGCAUCUCAUAAGCUUGACAACACACUGUGUCCAAUGUUUUCACAAAGAUAAAAUAAUUCAUGUUUUGGGUUCGUUUAAUAGUUAAAACAAAUUUACAUUAUUGCAAUCAGUUGAUAAAACAUUGUCCUUUACAAUUAUAAAAGCUUUUUUAUUUUUAAAAAUCUACUACUCUGCUUGCAUGUCAGCAGACUGGGGUAGAUCCUGCUGAAACCCUCAGUAUUGAAUGAACACAGAAUCGUUUUGAAUCGGAAAAAUAUCGUUUUUGAAACGAGAAUCGAAUCGAAAAAAAAAACCCGAUAUAUUAUCGAAUCGUGACACCAAGAAUCUAUAUUGAAUCGAAUCGUGGGACACCCAAAGAUUCGCAGCCCUAAUAUACAUAUAUAUAUAUAUAUAUACAUAUAUAUAUAAUAAAAAUAGACAAAAAUGUGAAAAACUGCAUGCACAGUUGGGGUGUUAAACUUGGCCCACUUAAUGAUUCGAGACGAUUCGGUUCAGAAUCAGUACUAAAUUCAACACGAUUCUUGUAAUGUGUUAUUUGGUAUAAUAAUUAGUUAAACUUUAAAAUAUAUAUAUUUUUUAAUAGUUUCUGGUUGCAUGAAUAUGGCCUAAAAAUGUAUUCAAAAAAUACAUUGUUAAAAAAAAUUAUAAUAAUAAAGAAAUGUUUGUAUUUAGAAAUAAUUUUAAAUCGAAAAUAGAUUGAAAAAAUAUGAAUACAUUUAGAAUCGGGAUGAAUAGGAAUCACGGUUCGUAUGUGAAUUGAUUUUUUUUGUGCAACCUCCAAAAAUUGCAUCGCCACAUCACAUUUCUAAUGUUAAAUAUUGCGGUUUCACCACGUGGCAUAGAAAACCUUUUUUUUUUCGCCCAACGACAACAUUUUCGCACUAAAUUAGGCAUGUUCAAACGUAACAUUUUUAAUUACAUCAAUACUACGGUAGAUUUUUGAAUCAGAGCACGCCAUUUAGUAUCGUGGCCACUGAUUGGCUCAGCAUUACUAUAUUGGAUUAAAAGAGUGUAAAAGGUGACUAAAGACUAAAGGGUGUCAUGUCAUGUCUAGAGGGUAGUUAACAAGUUAUUUAUAAAAAUAUUUGAUUUAUAAUUAAUGAUUUCACAGGAUUUCUUUUUUUAAUAGAUGAUUAACAUCGAUACAUAAGGGAUUAGUCUGUGGUUUGUACCUGCCAUGAGUUCGAUAUAAUUAAAAAAAACGUGUUUCCUACAUUUUAAUCUACAAACUAACACUAGAAGAAACCCCGCCCCCAGUUUGAGAGCCAUUAUGGUUUUAUGGACCCUCCACCGUUGCCACUGGCAAAUAUCUUUUGAACCUCACAACACAACUACACUCAUCAUUCACAUCAUUUUUUUAAAAACAUAUUUCAUUGUAUUUUGGCAGCAGAGCAGACACAUAUUUUCUUUUUUUUUACUUUUAGCUUUAUGCUUAUAAUAAUGUAUCAUUUUUCUGUCCUUACGUGACACGAAGCCCCCACAGGUCGUAGGAAGGGAAUGUUGCCGCUAAAGUGUUGCAGGCCUGUCAUCGCCCAACAAAUACGGCAUUUGAACCAAAAAGGAAACUCUUCUCACCAUAUGUGCAAAAGUACCGGGUGUGUUCCCCAAUACUUUUGUCCAAGUGGUGUGUGUUUAGUUAUUGGACCGACAGGGCAAAAAAGAACCUAUUUUGAUUUUAAAAUGUAUGUUUUCUUUAGGUUUAGUGUGACUUUUUAGCUACAAAUUACAUGUGUAAAAUGUUUUAUGGGUUAAAAAUCCAUAAUCUGGAUCAAGGGUCACCAACGGGGUCGCCCGCUGGCCUGUUCUAAAAAUAGCUCAAAUAGCAGCACUUACCAGUGAGCUGCCUCUAUUUUUUUAAAUUGUAUUUAUUUACUAGCAGGCUGGUCUCGCUUUGCUCGACAUUUUUAAUUCUAAGAGAGACAAAACUCAAAUGGAAUUUGAAAAUCCAAGAAAAUAUUUUAAAGACUUGGUCUUCACUUGUUUAAAUAAACUCAUUUUUUUUUUUUUACUUUGCUUCUUAUAACUUUCAGAAAGACAAUUUUAGAGAAAAAAUAUAACCUUAAAAAUUAUUUUAAAACGCAUAUACCUUUUUACCUUUUCAAUUCCUUCCUCUUCUUUCCUGACAAUUUAAAUCAAUGUUCAAGUAAUUUUUUCUUUAUUAUUGUAAAGAAUAAUAAACACAUUUUAAUUUAGUUCUUCAUUUUAGCUUGUUUUUUCGACGAAGAAUAUUUGUGAAAUAUUUCUUCAAACUUAUAAUGAUCAAAAUUCAAAAAAAUUAUUCUGGCAAAUCUAGAAAAUCUGUAGAAUCAAAUUUAAAUCUUAUUUCCAAGUCUUUUGAAUUUCUUUUAAAAUUUUUGUUCUGGAAAAUCUAGAAGAAAUAACGAUUUGUCUUUGUUAGAAAUAUAGCUUGGUCCAAUUUGUUAUGUAUUCUAACAAAGAGCAGAUUGGGUUUUAACCUAUUUAGAAUAUGUCAUCAAAAUUCUAAAAUGAAUCUUAAUCAGGAAAAAUUACUAAUGAUGUUCCAUAAAUUCUUUUUUUUUAUUUUUUCAAAAAGAUUUGAAUUUAGCUAGUUUGUCUCUUCAUUUUGAAUUUGAAAGAGUCGAAAUUGAAGAUAAACGAUGUUUCAAAAUUUAAUUUUAAUUUCUUUUCGUGUUUUCUCCUCUUUUAAACCGUUCAAUUAAGUGUUUUUUUCAUCAUUUAUUCUCUACAAAAAACCUUCCGUAAAAGGGAAAAAAAUGUACGACGGAAUGACAGACAAAAACACCCAUUUUUUAAUAUAUAUACAUUUAUUUAUUAAAGGUAAAUUGAGCAAAUUGGCUAUUUUUGGCAAUUUAUUUUAGUGUGUAUCAAACUGGUAGCCCUUCGCAUUAAUCAGUACCCAAGAAGUAGCUCUUGGUUUCAAAAAGGUUGGUGAUCCCUGAUCUGAAUUAAUCCAUUGCUUCUACCUCAUCAUUUCAGUAAAAUACACAAAAUAUCAAAAAAAAAAAAAAAAAAAAAAAAUCUAUAAAAAUUGUUGUAGCUCAGGUUGUUUGCAUUGGAAGUGUAAAGAGAGACUGGGAGAGUAACGCAAUGGGUUCAGGUAAAAGAGUCAGCGUGGGGCCCCGCUUAUCUUUGAGGGGCCCCUCUCUGCUUUUGUUUCCUGAAGCGGGGGAGGGGAUGUAAUUUUGUCUCAAACAUUAAACAUCGAGAGAAAACAUCUCAAACAAUAUGUAGUUUUGGAUUGUGUUGCCGCCCAGUCUCUCUUUGGCCCGGCAAGAAUCUCAUUUUCAUCACGGUUCUAUUAGGGUAUAUUUCAGCAAACAUGUAAUAUUUGUAUGUGUUUGGUCUACUUCUCUGUGUUGGUGUGACAAAACCUUUCUGUUAAAAGCAACAAAGAAGUCUAUAUUAAAUUAUUUGGAUUUGUUUAUGUCUUUUGCUUGUCGGGAUGUAAUUUUAAGAUCCCUUUUAUUAUUAGUCAUAGUCUGAGAAUUCUAUCUUUGCACUACUUCAACGUUGUUGACAAGAGGACUAUUUUUUAUGGUAAUCUUUAAAAAACUAAAAAUAUACAUCUGAGAUGUGAAUCAAGUCAUUUUCAUGCCAGCUUUGCUUAUCUAUUGCAUCUUAAGCUGCUUAAGUGUAUUUUUUUUGUAUUAUGCAUGAAUGUUUGAUAUGAAUCUUGUAUACAGUUUGUAAUAACUCUAUGGUUGUUGAAUAUCCUUACAAAACAGGAUCAUAUGUGUAUAGGACAUGAUAAAGAGAUUUUCAUUGCCGGGCUGUUUGCUGUGAUUUCAUUAAGUGUGUUGAAAAUAAUAAAAUAUUAUUGAUUGAUAAUGAUAUAAAUGA